AUGGUAACCGAAAAGAAUGAGCCGGUGUCUGAGAACGAUGUCGAGAAUAAAGGGAAUAGCAAUGAUUUGCCCACUGACCUGAAGUCCGCCGAUCACACUACUACAACUGACCAUGACAUUGAGAUCGCAAAUGGACAUCUAACCGAUCUUGAAGUUGAUAUUGCUGUUGUUCUCACUCAAGCCGAAGAGGAGGGCGAUUGGGAUGCCGACACCAGUCCUUUUCCCGCCGUGAGAGCGGUAGUGCCUGAGACGGAUGACCCAGAUAUGCCUGUGAAUACCUUCCGAGCCUGGUUCUUAGGUAUUGUAUUCGUCUUCUUGGGAGCCGGAGUAAAUCAGUUUUUUUCAUUACGUUAUCCCGGAGUUCAUAUUGUAUCGCUCGUUGCGGAAUUGCUGGCUUUCCCAUUGGGAGUCGCUAUCGCUAAGGCUUUGCCUAUUAGUCGAUUUAAUCCUGAUCGCCACUUCAACAUUAAAGAACAUGCUAUGGUCACUAUUAUGUCAAAUGUCUCGUUCGGAUUCGGCUCCGCAGACUCGACGAACAUCAUUCAAGCUGCCAGAUUUUACGGAUUCGAUAUGCCGACCGGUUUCUCCGUCAUGGUUGUCAUUUGCUGUCAGCUAUGUGGGUAUGGUAUUGCCGGCCUCUGUAGGUCGAUGCUUGUUCAACCUGCUACGAUGAUCUGGCCCGGUGUUCUCAGCAACGUAGCCCUGUUGAGUUCAAUUCAUUCUCGAGCCAAUGCAGUAGCUAACGGAUGGAAAAUAACUCGAAUAAAGUUCUUUAUGGUUGUGGGAACCGCCGCCUUUGUUUGGUAUUGGUUCCCUGGCUUGAUAUUCACUGGCUUGAGUUAUUUCACGUGGAUAUGCUGGAUCGCACCUGACAAUCUUGCCGUGAAUCAGAUUUUUGGCAUGGUAACCGGUGUGGGCCUUUUCCCGCUCACAUUCGACUGGGCUAUGGUCGUGUAUAAUACGAACCCGCUACUUAGUCCCCAUUGGGCAGCUCUCAAUGUUUUCGUAGGGUUUGCCGUCUUCUUCUGGAUUAUCACACCUGCCAUCUUCUUCACGAAUACGUGGUAUACGUCCUAUUUACCACUUUGUUCGGCGGAUGUGUAUGAUCGUUUCGGACAACUCUACGAUACAGCAAAGGUUGUCACCAACAAUUUAUUCGACCAAGAGAAGUAUAAGGCAUAUUCCCCUCCUUACUUACCUGCGACUUUCGCGUUUGUCUACGGUUUAUCUUUCGCAUCCAUUACCAGCGUCUUGACCCAUAUUUAUUUCUUCCAUUGGGAUGAAAUUAGUCAUGCGAUUCGCGGCACUCUAAAACUCGACAUCCACGCCAGGCUUAUGAGAGCUUAUAAGGAUGCCCCCUGGUACUGGUGGUCGGCGAUCGUGCUCAUCACUUUUGGCAUGGCUGUUGCUAUGACCGAGGUUUACCACACAGGAUUGCCCGUGUACGGUGUUGUGAUGGCUUUUGCUAUCGGCGCUAUCUACAUGGUACCAUGCGGAAUGAUUCAAGGAGUGACGAAUGUAAACGCCAAUCAACUUAACGUCUUAAGCGAGUUUAUCGGUGGGUAUCUGUUCCAAGGCCGCCCGAUCGCCAACAUCCUGUUCAAGAUCCUAUCGCAAGAUGUAGUAGGUCAAGGAAUUUACUUCGCCGCUGAUAUGAAAAUGGGCCAUUACUUGAAAAUUGCACCACGCACUCUGUUUUGGGCACAAGGUUUGGCUACCGUGCUUGGCGCAUUGACUCAAGUAGGAGUAACGUUGUGGAUGUUAGGAAACAUACCCGAUAUCUGUUCCUCAGACCAGCCAAACGGUUUCAGCUGCCCUCAGGGACGUACCGUAUACAGUAGCUCGGUUAUAUGGGGUCUCGUCGGUCCCGCACGUCUUUACUCCGCCGGCAAGAUCUAUAGUCCCCUCUUGCAUUUUUUCUGGAUUGGUCUUAUCAUGCCACCAAUCACGUACUUCAUCUGGAAGAGGACGGGAAGCGACUUCGUACGCAAGAUCAACUGGCCGCUCAUCUUCGUCGGCACCUACAACGUCCCCCCUGCUACAGGAAUCAACUAUAGUAGCUGGUACAUCGUCAACCUUAUCUUUAACAAGAUUAUCUAUAAGAAGUUCUAUGCUUGGUGGACCAAGUACAAUUAUAUCCUUGCGGCGGCGUUGGAUAUAGGUCUCGCUAUCAGCGGCAUCGUUAUCUUUUUUGCCGUCACGUACGGGCCUAACAAGCAGUUUCCGGAUUGGUGGGGUAACACGGUUUGGCAGAACACUGCUGAUGGACAAGGCUUACCAUGGCUUACGAUGCCUGAUGUUGGAUAUUUCGGGCCAGCGAAUGGUACAUGGACUUAA
Hypoxylon trugodes is the source of this 2337-nucleotide messenger RNA. RefSeq names its product small oligopeptide transporter. Gene Ontology annotation, biological process: transmembrane transport. The record is from RefSeq and is a predicted model, not a curated record. Gene Ontology annotation, molecular function: oligopeptide transmembrane transporter activity. The transcript has 6 exons. Bases 1 to 2337 code for a protein of 778 amino acids. NCBI's taxonomy places the organism in Eukaryota, Fungi, Ascomycota, Sordariomycetes, Xylariales, Hypoxylaceae.